AUUUUUUUAAACUUUUUUUUUAAGCGUCUGAAUCAUGUUUUAGGAUAACAAAUAGGUGCUGCGUGGUAACAGUCACCUAAGAACCUCUUUGCAUUUUUUCAUGCCGGUUCGGUUUCUACUCUCCUCUCGGUCUUGAAAAUGAAACUGUUACUGCUUAGUUUCACUUUCAGCUUUCCCACUCUUCUUCGGUAGCAAAUGUUACGAGCAAAGAGCCCGUCUGGAACAACAUAUUGGCUCCUAUGAACCGCUUAAUGUCCAUGCCUGAACAUCGACUCACAGUUUUUCUGGGAGCUGCUGUAGCCUUUACAUCCCCCAAUAUGUUUUUCGUUUUGGUUUUUUUUUUCUCUCCAAAUCACCAGCUUCUCCUUUAAGCGAUAACCAGAACACUGUCUACCAGCCUGUGGCUACGGAUACAGUUACUAUAGUAACAUUUAUAAACACUAAUUUCACUACACAUGCAGAACUACUGCCUGCUACUGCAGAGGAGCAGCUUAGAAAGAAAUCACUCUUUAACUGCAAAUAGGACUUACACUCCACUACCAUGUCUGGAAAGUAAUGCAUAGAUACAGAAAAGCUGAUGAGGAACUAGGUCAUAUUUACAGUUCUGACAGUGUGAAGGCACAGGGCUAUGCAUUGAAUCACAAGCAGGAAACAACUGACUGAAACCUCACUAGAAUGACAUGGGAGGAAAAAUCUCAGGACAAAUCAAACCCACCUGAUUUUGAACUUUCCAGAGACCAGGAAGAUCACCUGGAGAAGGUCACAAUUGCACCUGAGAACAAUGAUUGCAAGCGCAUUUCAAUUUUUUGCUCUGCAUGUCAACAAACAGUAUCUCCAGAGCACCUUCUUUAUCAUAAAAAAACCCACAAAGCCCUAACUUUGCUGGGCUUUGAUAGCCCACAAACAAAAACUGACAACAAAACACUUUUGGCUCAGAGACAGCAACUAAUUUCAAAAUUGACCAAGAUUCCUAAAUAUUCUGAGACACAUAGGCAGAAGAUUGAUUAUUCAUUUGAAUUCCUUAUGGAUAACCACACUCCGACAUCAUAUCGUGAUCCUGCUAAUAUUAACAAUCCUAGUACUUUCAAGAAAGUAAAUAAUUCUUUAAUAAAAGCAUUAUCAAUUUGCCAAGAUAAAAAUUCCACAUGGCAGGGAGACAUGGAAGACAGAUUUAUUGUGCUCAACAACUAUGGAAAUAGGUCAGAUACAUGUUUUCUAGGGAUAGCUGAUGGGUCUCACGGUGUAACAGCUGCCGAAACAGUUGCAGCAGAGCUUCCACUUUUAUUUCUUGACCAGCUUGCUCAAACAGAUUCCUCCUACAAAAAGAGUAAGGAUGAACAGCAAAUUCUAGAUUCUUUCACCACAGUAAUCAAGGCAGAUUACAGGGAAAAAGAGAAGAUUUUCUCUGAUAAACCAGGCAAUGGCGAGACCAACAAGACCAAUAUUUACGAAUGGAUUCACAAAGCAUACGCCAAGUCCUUUUGGAGAAUGGAUAGACUUUUACGACUGGGAAGGAAUGAGGUUUCCAAAGUUCGCUGGAGUGGCUGUUCAGUAGUUACCUGUUUGGUGGAAAGAAUCCCCAGCAAAGAGACAGAUGGCAAUGGGGAAGAAGGAAGAAAACAUUCUGAAAACAAUACACAUAGUCCAUUAACCAGACAAGCCAAAGGUGCUGCUGGGUUACUGCACGUUGCCAAUACAGGUAAUGCACAUGCAGUCUUAUGUAAGAAUGGAAAGAGUCACUGCCUCUCAAAAGAGCACAGCACUUCUAAUGUAAGCGAGAGAAAACGCAUAUUUGAGAAUGGUGGAAACAUCAGCACUAAUGAACCAGACGGAUUAGUAGAGGGGUACCUGAGAACUACAAGGGGUCUUGGACAUCACGGCAAUCCAGUACUGAAAAGAUCUGUUAUACCUGUACCUCAUACCAUAUCUGUCCCUAUUGAUGAUAAUUGUCAGUUUCUUAUUUUAGCUUCUAAUGGGCUUUGGGAGGUUUUGGAUUACAAUGAAGUACUUGCAUUAACUCUAACAACAUUCACUCAUUAUUUGAGAAUGUAUGAAUGUGUUCAACAAAACGCACCUUCUCUGUGUAAGUGUCAGUAUUUGAUGCCCCUCACUGAAGACAACUUAAAUGACUCAAAGGCUGUUAAAGAUCUGCAACAUGGAAUAGAGGUACUGUAUUCCAAUAAAGAUAUUCUUCUCACUGACUCAAAAGGUAACCUGCAACAAAAUAAGCCAAAAUGUUCUAGGAGGAAUUAUUUGCCAAGUGAAGAUGGUGUUCUUAAGGAAACCGAUGACCACAAAAACCAAGCUGAUCCAGAACUGUCUCUUUUCAGUAAUAAUGAAGUAAAUUCACAGAACAGAGAGAUAAAACAGCUUGAUUCUACCACACAAAGUGGCUCUGAAAAACUGAAACAGUUUGAGGAAAGAAAAGUUUAUGUAUGUAACAUCUUUCAGCCACAGCCUGCAGAGCAAGAAGAAACAGACACUGACACUUUCUGUGCAACAGGUCCAAGUCGCACCCAUAAACAGCUGCAAGAGAAUGUACUGGCAAUAGGGUUUAAAGACAUGAAACAGCCCCCAAAAGAUAGAAAAGCAUGCCUAUCUAAUUAUGACUCAGGUCCACAACUGGCACAAAAAAUGGACUCCAAGAUAUUUUGUGACAAACCUGCAAGUUACACUGGUCAAGAACUGCUAAAGACUCUAUCACCAGUGGGUUCUAAACCAGCACCACAGUUUGAAGAGGACACAGAAACAUACCUGUCCAAUUGCAAAUCACAAACUGCAGGAAGAGGCAGAGUCACCUCUGAGACACUCUAUGAUAAUGCAGCAAGCUACAUUAGCGAACAACUGGUAAAGACUGCAUUAGCUGCAGGUUCAAGAGAUAAUAUUACUAUUUUGAUUGUACUUCUAAAUGGAUGCGAUGAGAUACCCAAUUACCUCAACAUUUAAAAAUUUAUCAUAGGAUAACUG
Haliaeetus leucocephalus (bald eagle) is the source of this 2967-nucleotide messenger RNA. RefSeq names its product protein phosphatase 2C-like domain containing 1 (gene PP2D1). The record is from RefSeq and is a predicted model, not a curated record. Lineage: Eukaryota; Metazoa; Chordata; Aves; Accipitriformes; Accipitridae. Gene Ontology annotation, biological process: protein dephosphorylation. Gene Ontology annotation, molecular function: protein serine/threonine phosphatase activity. The coding region runs from base 676 to 2946 and encodes 756 amino acids. The transcript has 5 exons.